Molecule: messenger RNA, 2731 nt
Organism: Harpia harpyja (harpy eagle)
Lineage: Eukaryota; Metazoa; Chordata; Aves; Accipitriformes; Accipitridae
Product: adenosine receptor A3-like
Exons: 2
Coding region: 397-1350 (317 amino acids)
Biological process (GO): G protein-coupled adenosine receptor signaling pathway
Cellular component (GO): synapse; membrane; dendrite
Molecular function (GO): G protein-coupled adenosine receptor activity
Source: RefSeq, a predicted model, not a curated record
CACUUCGGCUUGGAAGAAGCAGCAGUUAAAGUAUUUGUUUAUAGGUUGCUGGUAAGCAGGCUUGUGGAAGCUUUUCAAUUUUUUUUUCCUUCAAAUAGCUUUCCAAAGUACUUUACUGAUACCAGGCUGCUGAAGGGAUGCUGUGAGCUUCAGGAGAUGUGUCCAGAGUGGGGAGCAGCUCCUGGCUGCUAAGGUAUUUGCAGCUCUGUGGAAAGGCAACAGCUGAUUUGCUGCCUGAGUGCUGAGGACGUGAAACACUGGAAGGGGCUUGCACACUGGAGAGUCACUGGAGCAACUGAGCACCAGACACUGAGGACUAAUCCCACAUAUGGUCAUCAAUGCCCACACUCCCUUCUGCAGCUCAAGCAAGGGUGGGAGCAUCUCCAGCAACUUGCCAUGCCAAACGACAGCCUGGCACUGAGCAGCCUGGAUGGGAUUUACAUCGGUACCGAGUGCUUGGUCGCUUUGUUUGCCACAUUGGGUAACAUCCUGGUCAUAUGGGUGGUGAAGCUGAACUCGACAUUUCAGAACACGACUCUGUACUUCAUCGUUUCCCUGGCACUGGCAGAUAUUGCGGUGGGGAUCCUCGUCAUGCCCCUGGCCAUUGUGGUGAGUCUGGGCAUCAGCAUCCACUUCUACACCUGCCUAUUUAUGUGCUGCCUGAUGGUGGUUUUCACUAACGCGUCCAUCCUCUCCCUCCUGGCCAUCGCGAUCGACAGGUACCUGCGAGUGAAGCUGCCAACUAGAUAUAAAAUAAUCACUACAGAGAGAAGAGUUUGGUGGGCACUGUGUUUGUGCUGGUCUGUGUCACUGCUGGUAGGAUUAGUCCCCAUGUUUGGAUGGAACAAGACAGAACCAAGAAACUCUGACCUUUUCAGGUGUCGAUUUACCUCAGUGAUGAGGAUGGAUUACAUGGUAUAUUUUGGCUUCUUCACAUGGACCCUUGUCCCUCUGCUCAUCAUGUGUGCUCUGUAUGUUGAGAUCUUUUACAUCAUCCGGACAAAGCUAAGUCAAGGUACAACCAACCUGAGAGGGGCAGGAGGUUUUUAUGGACAGGAGUUCAAGACAGCCAAAUCUCUAGCGCUUGUUCUCUUCCUGUUUGCAAUAUCAUGGUUGCCUCUGUGCAUUAUAAACUGUGUUUCCUAUUUUUACCCUGAGUGUCACAUCCCCCCGUAUUUGAUGUACUUGGGAAUCCUGUUAUCCCAUGCCAAUUCUGCCAUGAACCCCAUUGUCUAUGCCUGCAAGAUAAAGAAGUUCAAAAACACAUACCUUUUAAUUUUAAGGACCUAUAUCCUGUGCAAAAAACCAGACCCAGUUUUUACAGAGCAAACAACAGACCAACAGUCAUAAAUAAAGAACAAAUGUUGACCUGACAGUAUAUACCAGACCAUUGAUAAACCACUUUGAUUUGUUAAGAAACUCAGGGGAAAGUGUGUGUUGUUUAAUUUACUCCCGCUCUUGCAGAAACUGUUCUAUGGUAAGGGCAAGCUCCUCUUACUCAAUCUGAUGCACAUUUGACAUUAAGCCCAAAAGGAUAAUUUAUGACCUUCUGCAUUAUUGUACCCCAGAGAACUCUGCUUGAUGGUUGCUGUACCAAGCCCAGAUCUUCCAGGCAAGCAUCUUCAUUUAACAGGACAUUCCUAUUUUUAUUUAUUGGCUUGAACAUUAUUUGGUAGAGCAGCAACCCAAAGCACUGUUACCAAGGCAGGCAUUUUGCUCCUAGUUCCCCAGCUUGGAUCCAUGACCAGCUGGUAAAAACCAGUGCUUGUUCACUUCUAGCUUCAACUCAAAACUGAGAAGUCUUUGUUACAAUUUUGAUUUCACUUUUUGCCCAGUUAUAGGCCCUUUGCUUACACACAGCCAGACGUGCCCUGAUUUUUUUUGUUUUGUCCAGUAGCACCUGUGCAAUAAAACUAUAGCAUCUCCUGCGACACCUCCACCUGCAGAUGACCUGCAUUGUGAAAUUACCCUCACCCGCUGCUGAUAGUCCCGCUGCUGACCAUCUCAGCUGAAAGGCCAGAAGCUGCACUGACUUCGGUGACCACCUUCUUCUUUGAGGGAGAUCCUGUCAGUGGGAGGCUUCCAUUGCUUUUAAAUCAAGGCAAUGCUCACCCCAGAAGCCUGCAAAAUUGGCCUCAGAUAUAGAGCACCAGGCAAAAGCUGAACUGCCGAACACACUGAAGCUCUUCAUUAGUGAGAUAUGCUGGGUACAGGGGAGCAUGCCAGGAAGAGAUAACUGUCAAAAAAUUAACUAAUGAUAUCUUUAAGUUCUUCCCUCCUCCCCCAGCUACCUGACCAAGGAUAGAAUCAACUAUCCCAAAACCAUCAAGGAUGCCUUUUCCUUAUUUGUUACUAAAAAGCAUCCAUUUGGGGGAUUCUUCCGGCACAGCAUAUUCCCAUGCUUAAUUCUCCCUACAAUCACAAACUGUUUUCCUAACACCUGAUUCAAAUGUAAUUUGCUGCAAGUCUCCUCUGUAAACCUGAAGAACAGUUGGUCUUUGUAACAACCUGUUACAGACCUGAAGACUACUGUAAAGGUAUAUGUAAAUAUGUGUCUAUAUACGUCUUUGUACUAAAUCAUUUCAAAAUACAGAAGAGAUACUUAAGAGAAAUUUUGUCCAGUAUUGUUUGCUUUUUUUACAUAGAGAUUGGUUGGGUCCACUGAAAAAUAGGAAAAAUAUGUUCUUUGUUGUUGGUAAUGGAGCAGCUCGCAAUCCAGGCAUGUCCUCAC